This is a messenger RNA of Trifolium pratense (red clover), 1394 nucleotides long. Its product is annotated as bZIP transcription factor 18. Gene Ontology annotation, biological process: regulation of DNA-templated transcription. Gene Ontology annotation, cellular component: nucleus. Gene Ontology annotation, molecular function: DNA-binding transcription factor activity. The transcript has 4 exons. Lineage: Eukaryota; Viridiplantae; Streptophyta; Magnoliopsida; Fabales; Fabaceae. The coding region runs from base 231 to 1190 and encodes 319 amino acids. The record is from RefSeq and is a predicted model, not a curated record.
GAGGGAGGGAGAGGGAAAUUACGAGAAAUAAACAAACAAAAACAGCAGUACUAAAUAUUCUUAUUAUUAUGAUGGCGGAGUUUUCAUUAGUAAUAAUCAAUUCAAUCCUUUAUUUCCCUCUGAAUCUGAAACCAUUUUUUAUUACUAUUAUUGGAAAGUAAAAGACGAGUGUUACAGAAGAAGAAGAAGAAGAAAACGGGAUUCAAACCAGAUCGGAAAACACCAAAACGAUGUCGUUCCCAUUCCACCGUCGAUCUCAAUCGGAGGUACAUUUCCGAAUGCCCGACGAUUUCGACCUAGAAAUGGAUCCCUUCGACUUCGACGCUUCUCCGAUCCAAUUCCAAGAUCCACCACCACCACCACCACCACACGACGAUCUUCUCUCUUCCUACAUUGAUUCCGAUAAUUCCGGAUCCAAACUCAACUCUCCCACCGCCAAUAAUGCAGAUACAGCCAGACCUAGUCACCGCCGAAGCAACUCCGCCGAUACUUCUUCUUCUUUGUUAUCAGAAGGAAUCGAAUCUAAGAAAGCUAUGUCUCCUGAUAAACUCGCUCAAUUGUGGACCGUUGAUCCCAAACGCGCCAAGAGGAUUCUGGCGAAUCGUCAAUCUGCCGCGCGGUCGAAAGAGAGGAAAGCUUGUUAUGUAGUUGAGCUUGAAAGAAAAAUUCAUACUCUUCAAACUGAAGCAACAACUCUUUCUGCUCAAUUAAAUCUUUUUCAGAGAGAUACAAGUGGUCUGUCUAGUGAAAAUACUGAGUUGAAGCUUCGGUUACAAGCAAUGGAGCAGCAAGCUAAGUUAUGUGAUGCUCUAAAUGACGCAUUGAAGAACGAAGUUGAUAGGCUCAAGCUUGCUACUGGAGAGGUACCAACCCAUGCUGAUGCCUAUGGUUUGGGAAUGCAUCAACUUUCAUAUUCUCAAGCUUCAUCCUUCCUGCACCAACCACAACAUGCUCCGAGUCCAAACGAACUUCAGGCCAUGCAAAUGCAGCAGUUUCAUUCAAUCUCAUCUAACGCAUCCACUCCCCACCAUACUCAGUUUGAUCUACCCACUCAAUAUGAUUUGUCAGAAAUGUUGUCAAGUGAUUCUAUCGGCCAGUUUCAGGGGCUGGACAUUGGCCACAAGGUUUCUCAUGUUCUGAUGCCCGAUGGUCCCUCCAUUUCUGUUAAUAAAACCAACAAUGCCUUUUGAUGCUAAUUUGACUAACAUGUCACCACCCUGUUUUAUUGGGUUGUUCAUAGAUUGACAUGAGUGAGACCCAAAGGUACUAAUUUUUUGUUUUUCUAUUGAUUUAUUUAUUUGAUUGAGGGUGUAUGUGGAUUAGCUUAUCUUGAAAAAAGGACUUCAUUUUACUGGUUUUUGAGAUUUUUUGAAAGAAAAAAAAUUCCUUAAAAA